Molecule: messenger RNA, 1931 nt
Organism: Periconia digitata
Lineage: Eukaryota; Fungi; Ascomycota; Dothideomycetes; Pleosporales; Periconiaceae
Source: the annotation of a GenBank genome assembly
GUACCCUCAGACCACACACACAAAUACACAUGUUAAUCACUCAACUCUUCCCCCAGGAUUUGACGGUUGUGUCCCGUGUCCCUCGUCCCUCGUUGCGUACAGUGGUGAGCGCCGUUGGUCCCACACUCCGAAACCACAGAGCUCGGGCAAAUUAUGGUCUGGUGAGCCGAAAGCUGACGGCAGGGGGUGAAGGGGUAGGAAGAUUUGCAGACGGGUCUGGCGCAACGGUGGGCUGGGGUGGUGGUUGGAGGUCUAGGGGAGAAGGGCCAGACAUGCAAUCAUCGUCAUCAACAAUAUGAGGGUGGCUGCUCGUGCUACUUUGUGCAACCGCGCGGACAUGUACAUGAUGACCUGCUUGCCUGCCUGCCUGCCUGUCUGUCUGUCCCGCGUGCCCAGACUAGCAGGGGACAGGUGUCGAGCCGGGAUGGCUGGUGUGAAUAGCUGCAUCCCUUGCAUAGUGCAGGACGCUUGAAGAUGCUAAGCGCGUACAAGACGGCUGCCAUUGGCCGACGUUGCGCUCCCCGGGCAUGGCCCUUCACCACCCUUCAGCCGUGGAAUAUAGUAUUUAGACGCAUCCCAAGUCGCAGUGCUUAUGUUGGGCAACACACAUGCGUCGUCUCCCACCAUGCACAUCACCGGUUGCCUACACUUUGCUUGUUUGGGGGUGAUUAAGCGCUCAAAAGGCAGCAGCGUGGUUUGCCCGUGGCCUUAUCUUCCUCCCGCACUCUGAUCGUCGGCCGUGUUGCAACGCUAUCCUGCUUGCGUCACGGCUCAGGCGGUUCGGCGCGGCUGCACAUGGGGGAAUCGAGCAAAGAGUUGCUGCUGCUCGUGCAGCACUGGCGCACACAUUCCAUGUACAUACAUACAUACAUGCCCUUCCAUCUAUGUAGUAUGCACUCGCUCCUCACGUCGUGUGGCCUUUUGCUCUGCCCAUCCGCCCCCCUCCUUGAUCGCUAAUUGUCAUCUAUCCCGCCUCACCCCGCGUCCGCGUCUCAGCGUAUCAAUGCUGCCUACCCAGCGGCGCGGUUCUGGCUGUUCACCCCCUUUUUCAUUCAACUGGACGGUACACUCACUACGUUGUGCGUGUCAGGCGGCAGACAUGCAGCCCUCAACCGAUGUGAUAAGCCAGACGAGCACUCUGGAAGCCAGCCAGGAGGGAACACAUGACUGCCCCAACAUGCGCUUUGCACACCCUCUCAACCUGCUGUUGCCCUCACCCCAGCACCUCGGCACUGCCAAUGGGACAUAAUUAGCCCACCAAUACUUACACAGCCUUUUCGUGAGGGGUGAGGUAGACCCAAAACCUGUCCUCGAUGCACCAGUUUCAUCGUCAUUCAAUAAACGGGCAUUUGCGCAGCAGAGCGUCCCCCUCAGCUAUUGUGGCUCAUUGCGAUUCGCCCUCCUAAUUUUGGCCCCACCCUCCUGUUUGCUGCAAAAUCGUCCUCCCACUCCAUGUUUCCUGUCAGCACCAGUCAUGUUGUGAGUCGAUUAAGCCCCGCUUACUGUUGCACGGACGCUCCGUGCUCACCUGAAACCACGUGUAAAGGCCGAGGACUGAUUCCCGUGGCCUCGUUCUUUCGCUCCACGAGAGCGAAAAAGUGGUCCAUCAUCGUAAUUGUACACACUGACGUCGACGGAGUCCGGGAAUGAGGUGUACUUUUGUUGCCGAUCGGGGUACCAUCACGAACCGCGAUUGCGACACAGACUUCGAACCGGUUUUCGGAAACCCAUCGGCCUGCACUGAUUGACGUGCGAACCAACGUAAUAAUUUCGCUGAUCAUGGAGAACCCCAGGCAGCAGUUGAGAUUGACAAAAUAGCUAUCGUGAUUGUGCCAUAGCCAAGUGCAAACGGAAGAACAGGUGCAAUCACACGCUUCCGAGGAAUCGGCGAAGGCGGAACGUUGUGCCCAGGCCCCACCAUCUACUUCCAU